AUGGAAUGGCAUGACCAUGAAGCGAGCUCUUUCCUUUACAGCGAUCCAUUCUCUCCUGAUGAGUCGGUCGAGAGCCAAAAGACUGCAACCGACUAUGUCAUUCGCCUACAGCUUCCACAACUGAGGAAGGACGAAUUGAAGGUUGAGAUCAUUGAUGGCGAGUCGCUUUGUAUCUCAUGCAACCAGAGCGAAGUGGCAAACAAUAAGAUCCAGAUGGUCCUUCCUAAGAAUGUUAGGGCAAGCGACUCUACUGCUGUCAUGAGAGGAGAUGCGCUCACUAUCACAGCGCCCAAGCAACAAUGGUUACAACUCUGGACCAGAAAGCGUAGCGGCAGGAUGUCUGUCACGAUCUCCAGUUGA
Messenger RNA from Eucalyptus grandis, 360 nucleotides. RefSeq names its product 17.6 kDa class I heat shock protein 3-like. The record is from RefSeq and is a predicted model, not a curated record. Lineage: Eukaryota; Viridiplantae; Streptophyta; Magnoliopsida; Myrtales; Myrtaceae. Bases 1 to 360 code for a protein of 119 amino acids. The transcript has a single exon.